UUUCUUUUGGCACUCUUCUCUUUCUCGCUUCCUAACCCCAAAAAUGACCCCCUACCAAGUGAACAAAAUAAGUUAUUUAUUACCCCAAUUCUCUUCCAUAUAACACUUGUUUAAUCAUUCAUCAAAAUCAUUUUUCUCUUUCUAGCUAUCUUUGACAUUAUUCAGAUGAGAACAUUGUGCCCCAACUUGGAUAGAGAAGAUGGGCUGGAAACAGUGCUGGAAGUCCCCAUCCCAGAAGAAAUGUUUGCUUCCAACAAGCACAGGGCACGGCAGAACAAGAAUUCUGGGGUCAAAUCUCACAUGGACAAGUCUGCUGCUUCCGUUUUUGGUAGCCGAAAUGCUGAGAUUCAACUCUUGCUUGGCGUUGUUGGAGCUCCGUUGAUCCCUCAUCCUAUCCGUUGCGACCACUCUCUCAACACAAAAAUCAACGAUCAUCCCAUAGAAGCUUCAGUGGCGAAAUAUAUAGUACAACAGUACAUAGCAGCAGCAGGGGGAGAACAUGCUCUAAAUUCCAUUGAUAGUAUGUAUGCAAUGGGGAAAAUAAAGAUGGUGGCGUCUGAGUUUAUUGCUGGAGAUGGAAUGGGAUUGAACAACGGUAAUGUGAUGAAGAUUAAGAGUGUGAAAAAUGGGCCUGGUGAAAUGGGAGGAUUUGUGUUGUGGCAAAAGAGACCUGACCUGUGGAGCAUAGAGCUGGUGGUUUCAGGGUGUAAAAUUAGUGCUGGAAGUGAUGGUAAAGUGGCUUGGAGGCAAACUCCAUGGCAUAAUUCCCAUGCAUCUCGUGGUCCUGCCAGGCCUCUUCGUCGUUCCUUACAGGGUCUUGAUCCCAAAUCCGUUGCCAAUUUAUUCUCCAAUUCCAUUUGUGUUGGAGAGAAGUCGGUGAAUGCAGAAGACUGUUUUGUACUAAAGCUUGAAACAGAGCCCUCAACUCUGAAAGCAAGAAGCAGCAGCAACGUUGAAGUAAUGAGGCACACUGUUUGGGGUUACUUCAGCCAACGAACAGGGCUCUUACUCCAGCUUGAAGACACUCAUCUUCUAAGAAUCAAAGCCCCAGGAAAUGAUGUCUUUUGGGAAACAACAAUGGAGUCAUUAAUACUCGAUUAUCGAACACUCGACGGAGUUAAUAUUGCACAUGGUGGAAGAACAUCUGUUUCUUUAUUUAGGUUUGGUGAGAACUCAGAAGGACACACUAGGACAAGAAUGGAAGAGGUUUGGACCAUUGAAGAAGUCGAUUUUAACAUAAAGGGACUCUCUGCGGAUUGUUUCUUACCGCCUAGUGACUUGAAAAACGAAGAUGAAGUGAGUAAUGAUGUGAACAAGAACUCAAGGUUGGGGUUCAAGGCUCGUACUAAUAAUGCUAAACUAAGAACUGCUAGGAAAGGUCCGUCUAAAAUCAUGUCUAUUGACGAAGAAGAUCUUGAAGAUUACGAAGCAGAUGAAGAGUCUUGAAGUUCAAUUGCAAGCUUAUUUAGUAUUCUGUACUCAUUUAUGUACAUGGAGCACCACAGGAUAUGUUAUAGGAUUUGACUUGUAUUACUCUAACAGUAUAAAGAAAUUUCUAGUGACUCAACUGGAAGGUUGUUUUGAGUAAGGUCAACCAGUCAAUGAUAGCAGCAAUCGAGCAGUAGAAAAACCCAAGUGAAAUCCCAACUUAUCAUUAUACCAAGCCACAAGUAAUAAGAAAUCCACAUGUGCAAUGAACAGCGACAUAUGGAACCAAACAUAUAGCUGAAUCUCAAGAAACUUAAGUAUAGGAAGAAUCUGGUAAACAA
Messenger RNA from Nicotiana tabacum (common tobacco), 1769 nucleotides. RefSeq lists its product as uncharacterized. NCBI's taxonomy places the organism in Eukaryota, Viridiplantae, Streptophyta, Magnoliopsida, Solanales, Solanaceae. The record is from RefSeq and is a predicted model, not a curated record.